CCAGCAGGCCGUCAUCAUGGCCCAGCAGAUGACCAUACAAGCCAUGGCCAUGGUCGGCAGUCCCGUGACGAGUCCCCCGACCUCUCCCAUCACAAGCCCCCCCAUGAGUCCUCUCCUCCAUCACCCUCCAAGCACGUUCGCUCCUGCCAGCCCGUACGCUGCCGUACCUCCAAGUCCCUACGCGAACAUCCCGCCAAGCCCCUACGCUAACUUCACCCCGACUCCCUACGCCACAGCCGUCAUCCCAGGCAGCCCUUAUCCUCCUCCUGCUCAGCAGGGACAAACUCUAUCACAGCCAAACACCCGGCCUCCUGCUGAUCCCCCAACUGAGCCCCGGGCCCGACCUCGCCCUGAAGCUGUACCAGUGCAUCCCAGAUCUAAACCUGCUGCACAG
This is a messenger RNA of Austrofundulus limnaeus, 394 nucleotides long. Its product is annotated as protein transport protein sec31. Lineage: Eukaryota; Metazoa; Chordata; Actinopteri; Cyprinodontiformes; Rivulidae. The record is from RefSeq and is a predicted model, not a curated record.